AUGCUCACCUAUGCUUGUACAACCUAUGGUGAAACCUUUUCCACCAAGAAUCCUUAUAUCUCUCACAGCAAGAAGUGCUGUUCCAAGGCUACCAUUCACCUGGCUCAUACCAACCAGACAAUUGAAGUGGUAAAGGAUGGAAAGGGGAAUUUCAUCUGUCAAUGUUCUGUCAUGGGUUGUCCCAAACCCUUCAAGUUUGCUAACAGUCUCAGAGCUCACAUCAAGAAGGCUGGCAGUAGAUGGCUAGGGCCAGAAAUACAGGGUGAUCCAUCCAUGGGGAAACUUGACUUGAAAAAUAAGCAACUCCAUGAGCAAGGGAUGGAAGCUGGAUCCAGCAGGGACUUGACCCAUGAGGAGGAGAGUAAUGCAGGUGGUCCCAGCAGGACCAGCAAGCACUUGCAUGAUGAUAUCAGUGAGAGUGACAGCAGAGAUGUGAGUACCAAGCUUAUGGCCAUUGGUGACAAGGGAGUGAUGUGUGGUCAUGGCACACCAGUUCCAUCACAGGGGAUCCCCAUGCUAAACAGGGAAACAGAUAGCCAAGGAUUUGUGUCAGAUCCCAUCCCCUCACUGUUGGUGCACACCUUCUGCUCUCCCCCUACCCACAAAACUCACCAGUUGAUUCCACAAGAUGAAAUUAUGCAUUCACCCCCUCCACCAGCAGUCUGGGUAACCAUUCCAGGGCAAUGUAAGGAUGGUGUCACCUACAGCCCACAAGUCAGUCCCUCCCCCAAAAUCCCCUCAAGCACCAGCACCAGCACCAGCACCAGCACCACCAUUGCCAUCUCUCAUGUGAAUGCAGAAUUCCAUUUCCUGACAUGCCAAGUCUGUGAAAUGCCAUUGGGAGUGGGAGAAGUCAAGAGCCAUCUGGCAAAGAUCCAUGGCAGACAGGCAACCUACAGUGACAUGACCUUGAAGCCAGCCAUGGCAUCACUGGAGGUAAAUGACAGGGUGCACCCACAAUUCAAGAAGGCAGAGAAGGAGAACAAGGACUGCAAGUUUGCAGAUGUGGUGGCACCUGCAGCAUAUGGGAUCUAUCAGAAUGAGGAGUUACAAAGGGAAGCAGAGAAAAGGUUUGGGGAAAGCUGGGGGGAGGGUGGAGUGUAUGUGAAGUGGUUGAUGAGGCAACCAAGGCAAGGACAUCACAGCAACUUGAUUGACCUGAUCAUGUGGUAUCAUGAGCAUUCACAGACAUGA
Pisolithus orientalis is the source of this 1194-nucleotide messenger RNA. RefSeq lists its product as uncharacterized. The record is from RefSeq and is a predicted model, not a curated record. The coding region runs from base 1 to 1194 and encodes 397 amino acids. NCBI's taxonomy places the organism in Eukaryota, Fungi, Basidiomycota, Agaricomycetes, Boletales, Pisolithaceae. The transcript has 10 exons.